AUGAACAUACACGAUACAUACUUGGCAGUGUGGCGCCACCGCGAGCGAUGUCUAGCAAUCGCAAAACGUCGCUCAGCCUCCAGUGCCGCAGCAGCCUCACAGCGUUCCCAAGCUGCCGGUGGUCAAACCGCUGGGCGGUCAAAGCUUCGGAAACGUGGUUCUACUUUAUCUGGCCAACCUGGUGCCAAUUCCUCUGGCAAUGCUGCAACGCCUGCAACUGCCGUCUCCGGCGGCUAUAGCGGAGAGAGUGGUCCGCCUAAUGGUACUUAUUUAUCGCGUCUCACUGCGUCUACUAGCCACUCUCGUUCUUGUCCCAGCAGAGUCUCGCAUGGAGGUCUCCGGAGUUCCGGUAGGGGCACACGCCCUACUCGCAAUUGCCCAGCCCCUGUAGGACAGGCCGGACGAUCUUGGGUGAAGCAAAAGGUGCCUGGUCGGAUAGCCAGUGAUCUAUCUGGUGAGAAAAAACUUGACCCACGUUCAUUGUUUUAA
Protopolystoma xenopodis is the source of this 489-nucleotide messenger RNA. Lineage: Eukaryota; Metazoa; Platyhelminthes; Monogenea; Polystomatidea; Polystomatidae. The record is from the annotation of a GenBank genome assembly.